Oreochromis niloticus (Nile tilapia) is the source of this 2253-nucleotide messenger RNA. RefSeq names its product E3 ubiquitin/ISG15 ligase TRIM25. Gene Ontology annotation, molecular function: zinc ion binding. The transcript is spliced from 14 exons. Lineage: Eukaryota; Metazoa; Chordata; Actinopteri; Cichliformes; Cichlidae. The record is from RefSeq and is a predicted model, not a curated record. Bases 75 to 1991 code for a protein of 638 amino acids.
CUGAAACUGAAAGUGAAGAGGCAUCUGCUUAGAGCUGUCCUUUACACCUCUGAGAGAUCAGCUCAUACAAAGACAUGGCUGCUGCGUCAGUGUCUGAGGACAGCCUUCGUUGUCCCAUCUGCCUAAGUGUGUUCACUAAACCUGUGACGAUUCCCUGUGGACACAACUUCUGUUUGGACUGUAUCACAGAGUACUGGAGCACUCUGUCUGUACUCCAAUGUCCACUGUGCAAAGAGACGUUUUACACCAGGCCAUUGCUUCGGGUUAACCCUGUCAUUGCUGAAAUGGCAGAAAAGGUUAAAAAUUCUGUUCAAGAAAUGUUUUUGAGUUCAGCUGAACGAGCAGGAACUGAAGACGUGCUCUGCAGCAUGUGUGCAGCGUCACAGGUCAGAGCCCUGAAGUCCUGUUUAAUGUGUUUAGUGUCCUACUGUCAAACACAUCUGGAGCCUCAUCAGAGGAUUUCAGCUUUGAAGAAACACAAGCUGAUCGAUCCAGUUAAGAACCUGGAGAGCAGAGUGUGUCAGCAUCACAGUGAGCCUUUGGAGCUGAUCUACAGACUGGAUCAAAUGUUUCUGUGUCGGUCCUGUAAAUGUGGUGACCAUAAAAAACAUAAAACAGUGAGUCUGGAGGACGAGGCUGAAAUGAGGAAAACCCAGCUGAGAUUAGAAAAUAACAGCAUGGAUCAGAUGAUCCAGGAGCAUGAGCAGAAAAUCCAGGAAGUUCAACAGUCAGUGAAGACCAGCAGAAGUAAAGCUGAAGAGGCGUUAUUGUACAGCAGGAAGGUGACGACCACUUUGGUGCAGCACAUAAAGACAGAGUUCACCAGACUGUCUGAGGCGAUCGAGUUUGAGCAGAAAAUAAAUGAGACGGAGGCAGAAAGCUUUAUUAAUGAGCUGCAGGGAGAGAUUACACACAUGAAGAAGAAGAAGCUGCAGCUUCAUGAAGCUUCGCUCAUCAGAGACCCCUUCAGCUUCCUGGAGAACGUCCUCCCUCUUACCUACAAUAAACCCCAGCUGAAGGACUGGUCUGCUGUGACUGUAACCAGUGACCAGUUUAUGAUUCAGGAGACCCUGGCCGAGCUGGAGACAGCAGUCAGAGAAGAAGUCAGCAUGCUGCGUGAGAUCAACUUCAGAGAUGGGAAACAACAACACAGGAUGGCUCAGAUGGACCUCUCUAAAAUCCUGAAGAAACAUGAACUAAGAUCUGAACAACAAGAGGACGAACUGAGCUCACUCACAGACAAAUCUGCUCUGAAUGAAAAAGAAAAAGAAAUUAAAAUGCUCCACGACAGAAUCACAGAGAUGGGAGUGAAACAUGACCAGACAAGAUCUGCUGUAGAAGAAAAUAACAAAGAUCUGAAAUCUCUCAAAGAAAGACUGGCAGAGAUGGGAGUGAAACAUGACCAGACAAGAUCUGCUGUGGUAGAAGAAGAGCUGAAAUCAGUCAAGGAAAGGCUCAGAGAGAUGGAAGUGAAAUAUGACCAGACAAGAGCAGCUCUAAAUGACAAAGAUGAAGAACUAAAAUCAUUCAAAGACAGAGUGGCAAGAGAGGUCGCCCUUUCACUAAAGACGGGGAAAAACGCAGAGAGCAUGAACAACCCAGUCAGUAAAACCAGGCUUAUACAGAUGUAUGAAGAGCUGAGGCUGGAGUGGCCAAAGGUCAAAAAACACCUGAAAUCCAAUAAUGGAAACUCGGAGUCAGUCAGAGUCGACAUUCAGGUUGAAGAGUUCAGACUGCUAACGGUACAGAACCUGCAGCUGGCCGUCUACCACACCAGGACACAGCCUGACCCAAAGGCGAAAGAUGAAACCCCUCAGAACGUGGUGGAGCAGUUUAACUCUGAAUGUUACUGGCUCGGCUGUUUGAUGGCUUUAAAUGGUCCUCCUCUUCACCCUGACUGGGACAAUCACGUUCCGGGGAUGGACGCUUGGGACAUUUUCCCACGAAAAACUGCAGCUGUCGCUGUUUCCAACAACGAAUCUUUCUGUUAGAAAACGUUCUGUCCAGGAUCACAAAUACUGCAUAACCUUAAUCUUCAUUCAUGUAUUAUGCUUAAUCCUUUAAAACCUGAACCAUGAAAUAACUGCCAGAAACAUUUAAUUUUUUUCAUAAUGCAGUGUUUGUUGAGCCUUUAGACAAAAUAUAUAACAAUACAUCAAAUUUUAAUCUGCAUAUAUAUGAUUUUUCAUUUGUACCACAUUUGCUACAUUAGCCAUAUUUUUGCAAUUUAGUCAUUAAAAAUGCGUCAUGUAA